Messenger RNA from Malassezia pachydermatis, 1101 nucleotides. RefSeq names its product alpha beta-hydrolase. The record is from RefSeq and is a predicted model, not a curated record. Gene Ontology annotation, biological process: piecemeal microautophagy of the nucleus; macroautophagy; multivesicular body membrane disassembly. The transcript is spliced from 3 exons. NCBI's taxonomy places the organism in Eukaryota, Fungi, Basidiomycota, Malasseziomycetes, Malasseziales, Malasseziaceae. The coding region runs from base 1 to 1101 and encodes 366 amino acids. Gene Ontology annotation, molecular function: glycerophospholipase activity.
AUGCCGCCUAGCGCGCCGCCCAUGACAAUGCGUACCAUUCGCCGUCUGCGUGAUGUGCGUGGGUUCUUAGAGCGUCGGCAGGCUACUCCUUCUAGAUAUCAUGAUGACCUUAUGCGCCUGGAGGCUUGGGACGAUGUACAUGUCAUGGCCCCUGAUGUAUCGAAUCGUCAUCUGCUCAAAGUCUUGGCACGUAUGACGUGCUUGGCGUACUACAAAGAUGUGCCGAACACUGUAACAGAUGCGCCGGAGUGGCGCUGGUCGUCGAAAUUCGGAUGGGACGAAGAGGGCUUGCGUGGUCAUAUCUAUGCAACAGAGAAUAAUGAAACUGUCGUGGUAGCGCUCAAGGGAACCAGUGCGAGUUUCCUGCCGGGCGGCAGUACGGGGCAGCGCGACAAAGACAAUGACAAUCUGCUCUUCUCCUGCUGUUGCGCACGUGUAACGCCAGCGUGGAAACCUAUUUGCAACUGCUAUCACAGUGGUAAUCACUGCGAUCAGGCCUGUGUGGGCCGUGCUUUGAUUGAAAAGUCGCUGUAUUACCCCGCCGCCACGGAUUUGUACAACAACAUAUCGUACCUGUACCCCAACAGUCAAGUGUGGGUCACAGGCCACAGUCUGGGCGGAGUGAUUGCCAGCUUUCUGGGCGCAACGUUCGGGGUUCCGGCUGUAGCCUUUGAGUCGCCAGGUGAUCGCCUCGCUGCCUCGCGUCUGCAUUUGCCAAUCCCACCGCCUGAUAUGCCAGACGACGACGCGUACGCACUCGUACCUGUGACGCAUGUAUACCAUACGGCGGAUGCGCUUGCGACAGGGCAGUGCGUCGGCCCCACAUCGAUUUGCAGCCGUACAGGCUUUGCGAUGGAGACAAAAUGCCACAUGGGACAGAGUGUUGUAUACGAUACAGUGAAGUAUCUUGGAUGGUCACCAGGCGUCCUACCUCAUCGUAUUACAUAUGUCAUGUCGGAGCUUCUUUCCGAGGACUGGGACCAGCGCGUACGUCGCGAGAGUGCCGUGCCCUUGCCAGACGACGGCAUGUCCCUAGGCGCUGUGCCCACGCCGCAACGUGAAUCACUGUGUCAAGACUGCACAAGCUGGAUAUUUACGUAG